AUGAGGGCCCCUAAGACUGUGAUGCAUGCCCUUAGAGACUGCUAUAUGGCUAAUCAGCUCUGGAAUAAGAUCAUCCCACUUGAUAAAUCGGCUGUGUUCUUUAGCCUUGCCUACCAUUUGUGGAAUAAUAGAAACUGUGCCAUUUUUCAGUUUUCUGCUUUAAGUAUUGAAGAUAUGUUGAAAAGGAUUGUUUAUGAGUUUGACUACUUUUUCUCUUGUAGUAGGAGUAAGGUGUUGUUAGCUACCAAGCAGUUAAAGCCUCAAAGUAUGGUCAAAUGGAAACCUCCUCUAAAAAACCAAUUCAAGUUUAAUACUGAUGGCUUUGUCGAGCAUGAGUUGAGGGCUGCUAGUUGUGGGGCGCUCAUCCAGGAUCACAUAGGAGCUUUCAUAGCUGGUUUCCAUAAUUCCAUAUAG
Messenger RNA from Abrus precatorius (Indian licorice), 414 nucleotides. RefSeq lists its product as uncharacterized. Lineage: Eukaryota; Viridiplantae; Streptophyta; Magnoliopsida; Fabales; Fabaceae. The transcript is spliced from 2 exons. The record is from RefSeq and is a predicted model, not a curated record. The coding region runs from base 1 to 414 and encodes 137 amino acids.